AUGGAUGCAAGUCGGAGGUCUCCGGAAAAAGAUGAUCUAGGAAUGCCGGUCACUUCUUUUUUCAAUUCAGAUCACAGGGAAUCUCAAAUCAUCGAAAUCGCGCCCGUCGCCGAAACCCGAUCCCAGUAUCUUCGUCGAUACUUCACAACUUCUGAAGGAUGGAUCGGGAACUAUGAUUAUCUAUAUCUCAUCACACCAAACAUCUGGCCGUUAAACAAGCGAUACAAGAACCAUGAAGCACCAUUCUACGGGCUCAACGAUGAAGUACCCAUUCUCCUCACAAUCAUAUUGGGCUUGCAGCACGCCUUGACCAUGAUUGGGUCUGUGGUCUCUCCCCCUUUGGCAAUCGCAAGCGGCGCAUUCAAUUUGGAUGCAGAACAAAGCCAGUAUCUUGUUUCUGCGGCGUUCAUCACUACUGGGAUAGCAACGGCUCUCCAAGUCACCCGGGUUCAUUUGUUCAAUACCCCAUUCUAUAUUGGCACCGGACUACUAUCUGUUGUGGUGUGGAUCCAAAUUCUGAUAUCUUUCGCUCCUCCGAAAAUUCUGAAUAGAAUAUUUCCCAAGGUUGUUACUGGAUCUCUCCUUCUGCUCGUUGGUGUUUAUUUAAUAUCCAGUGGAAUGAAGAGUUGGGGAGGCGGCUCGAAUUGCGAUGGAGGGUCAGGGAUUUAUGCGUUAUGUCCCGACAUUGGAGCGCCAAAACCACUUCCUUGGGGUCAUCCCAAGCUCAUUGGGUUGGGUUUUAGUGUCUUCGUCACGAUUAUCAUCGUGGAGAUUUUCGGGUCACCACUUAUGCGUUCUGCAUCGGUUGUAUUCGGUCUAGCAGUUGGAUGUGCAUUAUCCGGAUCCACUGGAUACUGGUCGCGAGAAAACAUUGAUGCAGCCCCGGUCGCAACGUUCCUUUGGGUACAAACCUUCAAGCUAUCGGUGGACGGGGCACUGGUGCUACCCCUUUUGAUCAUGUUCAUAUGCGAAGCUGUUAGCUGCAUGCCAGACAUUUUGGCUACCGCGGAAAUAUCGGGUCUCGAUGUUGAUGGAGUUGAAUUCAACAGCAGAAUUCAAGGUGGAAUCCUCUGCGAUGGUAUUGGCAGUCUGAUCAGUGCUUGCGGUACUGGAUUACCCAUGGUCUCCCAAGCUGGCAACAAUGGAGUCAUAUCUUUGACUGGCUGUGCGAGUAGGAGAGCUGGCUGGUGCGCUGCCGCCUUCUUGGUUCUCAUGGGCAUAUUUGGAAAAUUCGGAGCUGUAUUCGGCUCCAUGCCCCCUUCCGUGCUUGGAGGAAUGCAAGUCUUCUUGUAUAGCACGAUUGUGGUAGCGGGAAUCAAAGUGCUAAGUUUGAUCGAUUUUACUAGGCGCAAUCGCUUCAUCUUGACGACUGCCCUAGGGAUUGCCUUCAUGGAUAUUGUGGCCCCGACUUGGUUCAGCCAGGUCUUAGCCUACAAUGGUCCCAAUGUGAGGCUCCAGGGAUUUGAGCAGGGAAUCAAUCUUGUGGUGGAGACUCCUUUUAUUAUUGCUGCCGUAAUUGGAGUGCUGUUGAACUUGGUUCUUCCUUAUGAUGGUAACAAGAAAUUGGCGGUGAUCGAAGGACGAGAGAGACGAGUCAGUCUUCCUAGCUAG
Messenger RNA from Penicillium cosmopolitanum, 1611 nucleotides. RefSeq lists its product as uncharacterized. Gene Ontology annotation, molecular function: xanthine transmembrane transporter activity. The record is from RefSeq and is a predicted model, not a curated record. Bases 1 to 1611 code for a protein of 536 amino acids. The transcript has 5 exons. NCBI's taxonomy places the organism in Eukaryota, Fungi, Ascomycota, Eurotiomycetes, Eurotiales, Aspergillaceae. Gene Ontology annotation, biological process: xanthine transport; transmembrane transport. Gene Ontology annotation, cellular component: membrane; fungal-type vacuole.